AUGGGUCAGUGCAGGACCAGGGCAGCCACCAGUCCUUGGUGCCCCGAGAGGGACAAUGACCAGUCCCCGAAAGCUGCUGACAGGCAGUUUGAGCUAAUCCCCCAGCCCUGGUGGGCCCCAUUCCCCAGGGCUCAGAGUAGCUUCAGCCAGGCAGGGAUCCGACAGGCAGGGCACACUGAAUUCUGCCCAGAACGGGGCCAUGUGGACCUACUUCUGCUCCUUGUGCCAAUCUGCGGGGCCAGCCCUGGGAAUCCUGAGGGGCUGCAGAAUCUCCAGACUAAGAGGCCAGAGCUCCAAGUCAGCAAGUCCUGGGCUUCAGCCCCACCUUUGCCCUUUACCAACAGUCACCUAAAGUCCCUGCGCCUCGGCACCCUCCUCUUGGAAAUGGGGAUAGUAAUGCCUACGGUGGCUACCUUCCAGGCCCGUUGGUCCCCCAGGCAGUCUCAGACCAAGAACAUUUCCAGGGUAGGAGUUGGCGCUGAGACAGGUGCUCAAGAAGAGAAGGGGAAAGCAGCGGAGAACCCUCAAGCGCCCUGGGCUCAGCGCCCCCCAGGAGCUGGGCACUGUGCAGAGAGAACGGCCCAGAAGCUCCUGCUCCAUGCAGAGCUGAAGCAAGUUUUACAGAAGAAAGGAGAGAGGCAGGCUGCAUCUGGGCCUCUGGCCUCAACCUCUGGACGCACCAUGGAGGCCAGAAGUAGGAGUGCUGAGAUGAGAAGACUGAAUGGCCUCCCUGCCCCACUACCCCCUACCAAUGUCCUCCUCUGCCCCCAGGAGCUCAGAAAGGCAGAGCUGGUGGAGAUCAUUGUGGAGACUGAGGCUGAGACAGGGGUCAGCGGCAUCAACGUGGCAGGUGGGGGCAAGGAAGGAAUCUUCAUCAAGGAAUUGCUCAAAGACUCACCAGCGGCCAGGACCCUCAGUUUGCAGGAAGGGGACCAGCUACUCAGUGCCCGGGUCUUUUUUGACAACUUCAAGUAUGAAGACGCUCUGCGCUUGCUGCAGUGUGCAGAACCUUAUAAGGUCUCCUUCUGCCUCAAGCGGACAGUGCCCACCGGGGACCUGGCGCUGCGCCCGGGCACCGCAGCCGGCUACGAGGUCAAGGGCCCCCGGGCCAAGGUGGCCAAGCUGAACAUCCAGAGCCUGUCCCCAGUGAAGAAGAAGAAGGUCCUAGCUGUGUCGGGGGCCCCGGGAAUCCCCUCAGACCUGGCCCCUGUUGAUGUUGAGUUCUCCUUCCCCAAGUUUUCCAGGCUGCGACGGGCAAAGGCCGAGGUAGCCCCAGGGCCCGCGCUGCCCGCCCCUGCCCGCCGACGCUUACGUCUCCCCCGGCUGCGGGUGAGGGAAGUGGCCGGUCCUAUUCCAACCACUGAGCCAGUGGCCCAGGUGUCUCACCUGGCCACCAUCCCCUUCCUUGGGAGCAGGAAGGCCAAGGUGGAGGGUGCCCUGGCUGGAGAGGAGCCAUCCUUUGGUGCCCACUUUGUGACCCCCCAGCUAGAGCUGGUUGGGCCUCAGAGGGCAGGUGCUGAGGCGGUGGCUGAAGUUCCAGAGCCUUCUGGCACUGGAUUUAGCCUCCAUCUGCCCACAUUUGGCCUUACAGCCCCAGCAGCACCUGUGCCUGAGGUGGCCACAGGGGGCAUCCAGGUGCCCCAAGUGGAGCUGCCUACCCUCACCAAAUUGCCUUGCCUAGAGGCCAUAGAAGGUGGGGCCAUGGCAGCACCCACCCUAGAUGUGUCUGUGCCAUCCAUGGAGGUAGACCUGGCUCUGCCCGGAGCUGAGGCUGAAGUCAGGGAGGAAGUCCGGGGAGUAGGGCCUGAGGUCACUUUAAAGGUGCCCUGGCUCACCUUUCCCCGCUUUGGUGCUCGGGGGAAGGAAGGAGUAGGGCUUGAGGGUGAGGGAAAGGCUGGCAAAGGAAUAAGGGCUAGUCCUGAGGCCAGGGCCAAGGGGUCCAAGCUGCGGAUGCCCACUUUUGGGCUCUCCCUGCUGGAGUCCCGGCCAGCUGCACCCGAACCCACUGUGGAAGGCAAGCUGAAACUGCCCACAAUCAAGAUGCCUUCUUUUGGCAUCGGGGUGUCUGGGGCUGAAGUGAAGCUGCCCAAGGGCCCAGAGGUGAAGCUGCCCAAGAUCCCAGAGGUGAAGCUGCCCAAGGGCCCAGAGGUGAAGGUGCCCAAGGUCCCAGAGGUAAAGCUGCCAAAGGGGCCAGAUGUGCAGCUCCCCAAAGUAGCAGAGAUGAAGCUGCCAGAGAUGAAGUUGCCCAAGGGGCCUGAAGUUUCCAUUCCAGAGGUGCACCUUCCAGAUGUGCAGCUCCCAAAAGUGCCAGAGAUGAAGCUGCCAGAGAUGAAGUUGCCCAAGGGGCCUGAAGUUUCCAUUCCAGAGGUGCACCUUCCAGAUGUGCAGCUCCCAAAAGUGCCAGAGAUGAAGCUGCCAGAGAUGAAGUUGCCCAAGGCGCCUAAAGUUUCCAUCCCAGAAGUGCACCUUCCAGAGGUCCAGCUCCCAAAGGUGCCAGAGAUGAAGCUGCCAGAGAUGAAGUUGCCCAAGGGACCUGAGGUGUCCAUCCCAGAGGUGCACCUUCCAGAGGUCCAGCUCCCAAAGGUGCCAGAGAUGAAGCUACCUGAGAUGAAGCUUCCCAAGGUCCCAGACAUGUCUAUUCCAGAGGUGCACCUUCCAGAUGUGCAGCUCCCAAAGGUGCCAGAGAUGAAGUUGCCCAAGGGACCUGAGGUGUCUAUCCCAGAGGUGCACCUUCCAGAUGUGCAGCUCCCAAAGGUGCCAGAGAUGAAGUUGCCCAAGGGACCUGAGGUGUCUAUCCCAGAGGUGCACCUUCCAGAUGUGCAACUCCCAAAGGUGCCAGAGAUGAAGAUACCUGAGAUGAAGCUUCCCAAGGUCCCAGACAUGUCUAUCCCAGAGGUACACCUUCCAGAUGUACAGCUCCCAAAGGUGCCAGAGAUGCAAAUGCCCAAGAUGCCAGAAAUGCACCUCCCUAAGAUGCCUGAGGUGAAGCUGCCCAAAGCUCCAGACGUGCGGCUUCCUCAAGAACCCAUGGCAACCCGUGGGGCAGAACGGGGGGAGGGACUGGACUUUGGUUUCAAAUUACCCAAGAUGUCCAUACCCAAGUUGGGUCGGGUGGGAUCUCCUCCACGGGCCAAGGUUGGGGUGGUGAGCCCUGAAGUUUCAGGGCGUGGGGAGCCGUUGCCCAUUCUUGAGCCAGUGGCCAAGGGGCCUGAGGCCCGGCUCAGCUUCCCAUCAGUUACACUGCCCUCGGUGGAGCUGGAGCUGCCUGGAGCUGGGCUCCCAGGGCCCCCUACAGGCGAGGGAGGCCGCCCAAAGGGAGCUCCCCCAACAUCUAAGCUUCCUGCAGAGCUUUCUGGGAUCUCGGGGGAGGCAGGGUUCAAGAUGCCCAGCCUGGUGCUACCUGCAGUUGAGAUAGCUGCCCCCAAGCUUCCUGAAGGAGAGGCAGAGGGGAAGCUGGAAGUGUCUGAGCCCAAACUCAAAUCUCCCAAGUUUUCCCUGCCUAAGUUUGGGCUUUCGGGUCCCAAGGUGGGAAAAGGGGAAGGGGACAGUGGGGCCAAGCUGAAAACAUCCAAGUUUGGCAUCACUUUCCCCAAGGUGCGGACAGGUGUUGAGGCUGAAACCAAGGAAUCUGGGGAGGCCCCUCUGCUGUCUGCCCUGGGUGUCUCUGUCCCCCAACUCAGCCUGGAUGUCCAGUUGCCCACAGGCAAGGUGGAGGUGCCCAGUGAGCUGCCUGACAUCAAACUCAAGGGCCCCAAGUUUGCUUUGCCCAGGUUUGGGGCCAAGGGCAAGGAUAUGGAAGCUGGAGAGAUGGUGCUGGAGGAGGGGGAAGCAGAAAGCAAAGGCCGGGGGUGGGAGACUAAGGUAAAGAUGCCCAAGUUUAAGAUGCCCUCAUUUGGGCUGGCACGAGGAAGGGAGGUAGAAGAUGGGGACCGGGGCAGCCAUGAGGAGAAACUACAUAUGGGGCAUGCUGCCUUGAAACUACCCCAAGUGGAGCUGCCUACUUUGGUGGCACAGGGAGAGGAAAGAGGGGAGGUGGAGAGGGCAAAGGGGGAGGUCAGGCUGCCAGAGCUUCACAUCUCAGUGCCUGGACUGGCAAGUGGGGCAGAGCAGGUGGGAGUGGGGACCUCUGACAAGGAUGCCAGAGGCCACAAGGGGGAGAUGACAGUGCCCACACUGGGAAUCACAAUGCCCCAGGUAGAACUGACUGGUUUUGGUGGGGUUGGUGAAGGGACGGGGUCUGAUGCAAAAGCUUCCCAGAAGCAGAAGGAAGGGAUGGCCACUGCACCAGAGGGUGCAGGCUUCCGGGUACAGCUGCCCCAGGUGGACCUUUCUCUCCCUGGGGCCCAACUAGAGGGAGGGGAGAUGCUUGUGGGAGAGGGGGUGUUUAAGAUGCCCGGUGUGGCUGUGCCCCAGCUGGAGCUGGAUGUAGGGCUCGGGCACAAGGCAGAGGGGGCCAGGGAUGCUCUGGUGAGGGGUGAGGGGCAGGCAGCAGCCGAAGGCACAGCAGAGGGGAGAUUCCGGUUGAAGAUGCCCACCUUCAAGGGCAGUGGGGAGGGUGAGGGUCAGCCUCUGGGCCCACCUGGAGCCAUCCCUGACCAUACCUUCCACCUCUCCCUUCCAGAUGUGGGCUUCACAGUGGAGCCAGGAGCUGCACAGGCAGGCACACCCCCCGAAGGGGGCAAGCAACGCUCCUGGAUGCCCGAGGUGGAACUCUCCCCACCUCCCAUGGGCAGCCAUGCUGAAUACCAGGUCACUGGGGAUGGGCUGGAAGGCGAGGCUGGGCGCAGGCCCAAAGUCAAACUGCCUCGGUUCGGGCUCUUGCUAGGGAAAGAAGAGGGAGAUGAUGGGGAGAAGGCCAAGGGAAAGAAACUGGCAAAGGCAGGGGGCAAGGAUGACGCUGAUGUCUCUGGGGAGGGAGGGACAAAAAUCUCCCCAGGGUCAGGGAAAUCUACCCUCCUAUUGUCUUGGGGUGGUUCUGGAGAGGGGAGUGGGGAGGCUGGCAGCCGAGUCCGGAGUCCUAAGCUAAGACUGCCUAAAGUAGGCUUUGCCAAGGGCGAAGCGCCCAGUGCUAAUGGGACUAGCUCCCCAGGAGAGGAGGCUGGAGCUACCGUAGCCUUGCACAAUGGGGCAUCCACAGGCCGCCUUGGCCGUGUGUGCCUGCCCCAAGUGGAACUUGCCUCCCCCUACAAAGGCCCAGAACAGGAGCCUGAGAUGAGCCGGAGCCUGGUGGGGGGGGAUAGUGGCCCGUUUGCCGCCUUGCGGGCCACCCGUUUCCGCUCCCCCUUCUCCAGCCGCUCUAAAGAGGAAGGGGAGCCUGGUGGGACGGAGGGAUCUCAGAGGUCCCCCGGAGACAAGUCCCCCAAAUUCCACUUCCCUAAGGUGUCACUGAGUCCCAAGGCACAGGGGGUGGCCAAGGGAGUCCCAAGUGAGGAGGAGGAGGGAACGUUCAGGGUCCGGCUGCCUAAGGUGGGCUUCUCUGAGACAGCAACUGAUGGUGAGCCAACCCCAGUGGGCACUGUCAAGAUGGAGGGGGCCCAAACAGCAGCUGUCUGA
Molecule: messenger RNA, 5553 nt
Organism: Trichosurus vulpecula (common brushtail)
Lineage: Eukaryota; Metazoa; Chordata; Mammalia; Diprotodontia; Phalangeridae
Gene: PRX
Product: periaxin
Exons: 8
Coding region: 1-5553 (1850 amino acids)
Biological process (GO): regulation of RNA splicing; peripheral nervous system myelin maintenance
Cellular component (GO): cytoplasm; nucleus
Molecular function (GO): protein binding
Source: RefSeq, a predicted model, not a curated record